AUGAGUAAUUUGUGCGACUUUUGUUCAGAGCGGAUCGUUGUAACCGUAGGCUGUGGCCAAAACUUGCCUCCUGCGAACGAAUUAGUUACCCACCAGCCCCACGUGCCCCUUCCACGGCCCAAGGAAGCACAGUGCAACGACGGACAUAACCUACUUGCUACAUAUGCAUUGCACAAGAAGAGCGGGGCAAGUAACAGUGGCAAUUUAUUAUACACCCUGGAACUUCAUUCCAAGUACCAGACACACACGAACACUGUACGUCCAACCCAGAUAACCCUUACACCAGCGAACAUCGAACACACACGUAGUCGCCACUUCCAGCUUCCAUCAAACCAACAAUCUCAGAAAACACAUCCUGUGGCGAAAGAACAACUUCAGAGCGAUCGUGGUUGUGAGUGA
This is a messenger RNA of Paracoccidioides brasiliensis Pb18, 399 nucleotides long. RefSeq lists its product as uncharacterized. The coding region runs from base 1 to 399 and encodes 132 amino acids. The record is from RefSeq and is a predicted model, not a curated record. The transcript has 2 exons.